GGUCAGCUACUCAGCUUCCAAUACUUUUGAGUCAGUUGCCCGUACAAAGCCGGAUCAUCUUCCACCACCAUGGAUUCAACAAAGAAGUACAGUACAGCUCUACAGGAGGAAUUUGCAUAGACUCGGUGGUGUUGGCUUUCUCGGCUUGUCCUAUUUGUGACGUUACAGUGCCUUCAACUGGGCUUGAAAUGCAUGCAAACAAUCAUUUUGAGGAGGAAGAGGAACUUUUAAAGGACAUGAAGUUGUCUCAACAACUUGCGAGGGAGGACAUGGAGUUGGCUGAAAAAAUUGCCCUUGGACCAACUAGACCUCGUAAUACACGAAUGACCCCUUAUACCCCUCAAGUGAAAAGGACUGGAGCAUCAAAAACACUUGUUGCCAUGAACCUAUCGUCUUCCACUUCCAAGUCUGAUGUGAUCGAGUUCUUUAAAUGGCCUGGGGAUGUUGUUGAUGUGCGUUUCUCUUAUUAUCCUAGUGGAGAAUUCAGGGGAGUAUGCCAUCUUGAGUUUGCAACUGAAGAAGCUGCAAAGAAGGCAAUGAAGCUGAAUGGCGAAUAUUUAUCGGGCAGUUGGGUAAAACUUGGAUUUUCUCGUGAAUCCAUUUUUGUUCGAGGUUUCGAUACUUCUUCUGAAAUCAACGAGAUCCGGAGCUCCCUAAAAGAGCAUUUCUCAUCUUGCGGAGAGAUCUUAUGGAUGCACAUUCCAACAUUUCAUGACACUGGUAUUGCUCGCGGGAUUGCUUUCAUUGAGUUUUACCACCUCGAUGCUUUCCCAAAAGCACUUGCGAUGAAUGGGCAUAAACUUGGUGAUUAUCCCUUGACAAUUGAAGAUGCGACACCAUUAAACCUUAAUGUUACAGGAACGGGUGGUAGAGCUGUAUCAUCUGGAGGGCGUUUUGGUCCUUAUGGUGGCCCAACUUAUAUUCAUGGGUUCUUACUAAAAUCUGAUAGAGGUUAUGGUGGUGCUGGCUUACGAAGGGUUGGAAGCCCCUAUCGUCAUCCUUCAGAUAAAUGUUUACCAAUGCCUUGAAGGAGGAGUGAUUGCUGUUCUACAGUCUUAUGUUGAUUAAGAUGUAAGUAAAGAUUUCUUUCUUAUUUUUUUUCUUUGAACGAUGAUGGAGCUACCAUCUGAUGCAUGUCUGGUUUGGUCAUGUAUUGUUUAGUUCAGAAGGAAGAGUCAUUCUAUACUUUGAGUUGGGCUUGUAAUAUUGAUGGGAAUCCAUUGUUAGUUGCUGGUGGACUCAAUGGAAUUAUACGUGUUAUUCAACCAAAAUAAA
Messenger RNA from Papaver somniferum (opium poppy), 1275 nucleotides. Its product is annotated as nucleolin 2-like. Gene Ontology annotation, molecular function: RNA binding. Lineage: Eukaryota; Viridiplantae; Streptophyta; Magnoliopsida; Ranunculales; Papaveraceae. The record is from RefSeq and is a predicted model, not a curated record. The transcript has 9 exons. The coding region runs from base 189 to 1028 and encodes 279 amino acids.